Messenger RNA from Styela clava, 945 nucleotides. RefSeq lists its product as uncharacterized. The record is from RefSeq and is a predicted model, not a curated record. Lineage: Eukaryota; Metazoa; Chordata; Ascidiacea; Stolidobranchia; Styelidae.
GUACGAGUUUUUUCUCUUCUAACUACUUCGAUUUCAAUACAAAGAGAUCGAGUCAGUUGCCACGUGGAAGAUGAUGCUUAUUCGACUUUCGUUUUUUUUUGCACUUUGUGCAUUGGCGCUCGGCAACUUCUACCGUCCACCAAAAAAGUGCUACGUAGAAAAGGUUAGUCCCAAGUACUACUAUGGCUACAAAUACAUUCAUGGAAAACCGUAUAAUUAUUACAAGCAAUCUGGAAAAAAAUGCCAGAGUUCAAAGUACUGGUUCCCAAAAGUUGGAUUUUGUCCAAAUAAAAAAUUCGGUUAUGCAACGAAUGACAAAGAUUGCGACGACCAAAAGUGUCAUACUGCUUACUACUACGCAACUAGCAAAUGCCAUGGCAAAGUAAAGCUCUCUAAAGUGUAUUACUAUAGCGGAAACGAAUGCACUUCUUAUACUUACGGAAAAUCAUGCCAAAAUUACCUUUACCAUGGAUUGACGCCAGGAUACCAUGGACCUGAGCCAGGAUACUAUGAACCGAAACAAGUACAUUACAGCAAAUGCUACUGCUACACGAGCAAGUGCAAACAUCAGUUUAAAGCAUGCUUUAAAUACAAAGGCCAGCAUUACAAGGGCAUAGUAGAAGUAGAGGUACCUUGUGGAUGUUAUUGCUACAAAGGAUAUAAGCAGAACAAUGGUCAUUAUGAUAUAUACUAAAUACUAAAUACUAAGGAACUGGAAAAUAAAAUCGUCUUUUAAAAUUUGUCUGAAAUCAAUUACGUAUUUGUGCAGUGAAGUUUUGGCCUUAUCAUCAACUACUAUUAUUUCUUGCAUAUUACUGAAAUGAUUUUAAAUUUUUGAAUAUCUGUUUUUUGCUUCUGCUUUGCUAUAUUUGAAUUAACAAUUGCCACUUUUCAAAUCUAAGAUGUCGUCUUGAAACUUAACUGAAUCUGUCAACAGGUAAAUUU